Molecule: messenger RNA, 1272 nt
Organism: Alternaria ethzedia
Lineage: Eukaryota; Fungi; Ascomycota; Dothideomycetes; Pleosporales; Pleosporaceae
Exons: 2
Coding region: 1-1272 (423 amino acids)
Biological process (GO): ubiquitin-dependent protein catabolic process
Cellular component (GO): proteasome regulatory particle, lid subcomplex
Molecular function (GO): protein binding; structural molecule activity
Source: RefSeq, a predicted model, not a curated record
AUGGCUGUCCCGGAAACAAGCUCGCGGAUAGCGGAGGCGCAGAAGCUGGCCAAGUCGGAUCCCUCCAAGGCCGAGCAGAUCUUUAAAGACGUCCUAUCGCAAGACCCCGGCUCGAAUGAGACGGCCAUCAAGAACUAUGAGAGCGCUCUGAUCGGGCUCGGUGAGCUCUACCGCGACCAGAAGCGGGUGGACGCGUUGGCGGAGCUCGUGAAGCAGGCGCGGUCGAUAAUGUCAUCCUUUGCGAAGGCAAAGACAUCCAAGCUGGUCCGACAACUACUCGACCUGUUCACCGCCAUCCCCAACACCGCCGAUAUCCAGAUCGAUGUCACCAAGUCGUGCAUAGAGUGGGCCGUCUCAGAGCGGAGAGGUUUCCUUCGCCAGAACCUAGAAACCCGACUCGUCUCCCUGUACAUGCAGAAGCAAUCCUACUACGAAGCCCUCACACUCAUCAACAGCCUGCUGAAGGAGCUGAAGCGCUUGGACGACAAGCUGGUCUUGGUGGAAGUUCAGCUGCUCGAAUCAAGGGUCUACCACGCGUUGGGCAACAUACCAAAGGGUCGCGCUGCCCUCACUUCCGCACGAACAUCGGCUGCUUCGGUCUACACUCCGCCUCUGCUGCAGGCUGGUCUCGACAUGCAGAGUGGCAUGCUGCACGCAGAGGACGGCGACUUCAACACCUCCUUCUCCUACUUCAUCGAAGCCAUGGAGGGGUACCACUCACAGGAUGAAGAGCAGAAGGCUACUUCGGCACUCCAGUACAUGUUGCUCUGCAAGAUUAUGCUCAACCUCGGAGACGACGUCACCUCGCUCAUGACCUCCAAGCACGCUGUCAAGUACGCAGGCAAGCGGUUAGAAGCCAUGAAGGCCGUAGCGCGCGCACACACCAACCGCAGUCUCGAAGAGUACGAAACCGCCCUGACCGAUUUCCGCCAGCAGCUAGGCAGCGACCGAUUCAUUACCUCCCACCUCCGACGCCUGUACGACAACAUGUUGGAGCAGAACCUGAUCAAGGUCAUCGAGCCGUUCAGCAGGGUAGAGAUUGACCACGUCGCCAAGAUGGUCGGUCUCGACACAAUACAGGUUGAGCGCAAGCUUUCGCAGAUGAUCCUCGACAAGGUCAUCAUCGGAGUUCUGGACCAGGGUGCCGGAUGUCUGAUCGUCUACGAUGAGUCGGAGCGAGACCAGGGCUACGACGCGGCACUCAGUACUCUAGAGAAGCUGAGCAACGUGGUCGAUGUACUUUACACCAACCAAGCUUCUCUGCUAGAGUAA